This is a messenger RNA of Caenorhabditis elegans, 1315 nucleotides long. RefSeq names its product Nuclear Hormone Receptor family (gene nhr-170). Gene Ontology annotation, cellular component: nucleus. Gene Ontology annotation, biological process: DNA-templated transcription; regulation of DNA-templated transcription. NCBI's taxonomy places the organism in Eukaryota, Metazoa, Nematoda, Chromadorea, Rhabditida, Rhabditidae. The transcript has 7 exons. Bases 8 to 1270 code for a protein of 420 amino acids. Gene Ontology annotation, molecular function: DNA-binding transcription factor activity; DNA binding; RNA polymerase II cis-regulatory region sequence-specific DNA binding. The record is from RefSeq and is marked reviewed.
UUUCAGAAUGGAAUUUCCAUCAUCCUCGUCAGAAAUGACAUAUUUCACUGUAAACUGUGAAAUUUGUCAAAAAACCAGUCACGGUCUGCAUUUUGGGCUUGAAACUUGUCGUGCGUGUGCUGCAUUUUUCAGGCGCACCGUAGUUUUGAACCGAAAAUACAAAUGUAUCCAGAAAACUGGAAAAUGUGAAAUUGGAGCCGGUGGCGAGGAGAAGCUGUGCAAAUUUUGCAGAUUUAAAAAAUGCAUCGACUUGGGUAUGACUACUGAAAAUGUACGCACAGAUUUCAAAGACGAUUCUGAAGACACCAGUUCUCAAUCCCCUCAAUCCACGUCAUCAAUGGAAGUGACGUCAUCACAGCAAAUUGUCGCCAAAGUGCGGAAUCGGGUGGAAUAUUACAUAGUUAACCCGAAAACUCAAGCACCUGCAAUGCUUAUUGAUGUCAAUGCAAUUAUUAAAGAAAGUAGAGCAAUUUUGGAGACGCACUAUUUUCCCGACGAAGACCUUAUUGCUCAUCUGAACCCCCUUCAGCGGAUGUCCCACUCAUUGCACAAAAUCCGUGAGAAACAGUCCUGGAGCCCGGAAUUUUUUGAGCACGUAAAAUUUUACAAAAUGUUCCAGUGGUGGGAGGUACAGAUGCGGGAUACUGCCACGUGGCUUAUGCAUUCGGACGAAUUUCGGAGGCUACCGAGUCAUGAGAAGAUCGCAAUUUUCAAAAUAGUGUGGGCGGUGUGGCGGAGAUUCGAGAGGUACACAAUGUCUGCUCAAAUGUUCGGUCAAAAAUGCUAUGACGAAAAAAUUCACGUUCACAAUCACCAAUUUGCCGCGAGAUUUGGCAAUUAUCAUAUCGAUUAUUCAAACGUGUCGGAUCACGGCUUUGAGCGGUUUAACAAUGUAUUCGGUGGAAAAAUGAUCAGAUAUUUUGACAUAAUCGUGAAGCCAUACCUGGAACUUAAUCUCUCUGAAACUGAAGUCACCUAUAUUUUAUGUCAAAUCGUCUGGAAUUAUGCAGGAAGACGGCUUCAAGGACAAACCCAAGCGGCUGGAGAACGAUUUUUAGAGGAAAUUUCCAAUAAUUUGCAUAGUUACUAUGAAGAAGCUGCUAGAAAAGAGGAAAAUCCGAAAAACUAUGCGUCAAGGCUUACGAAAAUGAUGCAAAUUGUCAAUGAAAUGCUGAGUAUUCAGUUGAAACGAGAAAAUACUAUGGAUAUAGCAAUGUUGUUUGAUAUGUUUAAUAUUGUGUUCACUGAGCCCGAAUUUUUCAGGGUUUGAGUGGAAAAAUAACGAAAAUAAAUCGUUUGAUAUUUUGUGUGAAAU